Nothobranchius furzeri (turquoise killifish) is the source of this 6953-nucleotide messenger RNA. RefSeq names its product chromodomain helicase DNA binding protein 1 (gene chd1). Gene Ontology annotation, cellular component: nucleus; chromatin. The record is from RefSeq and is a predicted model, not a curated record. Gene Ontology annotation, molecular function: ATP-dependent chromatin remodeler activity; histone binding; ATP binding. Gene Ontology annotation, biological process: nucleosome organization; regulation of transcription by RNA polymerase II. NCBI's taxonomy places the organism in Eukaryota, Metazoa, Chordata, Actinopteri, Cyprinodontiformes, Nothobranchiidae.
CGGGGUUUCCUACUAGUGAACAAUUACGUCGUAAUGGCAGAGGCCGGUUGUUGUUGGAAGUCUCUGGCGUGAAAUGCCAGAUUUUUGUUUUGAUUUUUGUUUUACAUCGCUUCUAACCAACAGACUCUGGCGUUGGCUUCAACGGCGCAGUGGAUUUACUCGAGUUUUGAACGGAGAGAAGAACCAGAAUUCCACAAGUUCUUUCGGAUUUACUUUUUCGGGGCUGUUCUCCCGACCCGGGAGCUACAGCUAGCUAGUACGGCAGCGUUAGCUAAAUGCCGCUGUCAGCACGCCAGUUAAAUAGAAAAAUACUGGACCUUUGAAGCGGGAAAUCAUAUUUUGAUUACCAUUUUUGUUGGGGUUUCUCAGAUAACACAACAACGUAAGGUCCAUAACUUGGAACAUUUCACUACACGUUUCCAGGUCUGCACUUUGCUCUAACAUGGCUGGACGUAGUGAGGAUGAAAGUGUGAGCAACAGCAGUGGAGAGUCAAGUAAUUCUGAUGAUGAGUCCGGCUCUGGAUCAGGCUCGGCUUCGUCCUCCAGUUCAGGCUCCAGCUCCAGCUCCUCCAGUAGCAGCAGCCGAUCAGGGAGCAGUGACUCUGGAAGUGGCUCGGACUCUGGCAGCCAGUCGGACUCUGAGACAGAGAAGUCUAAAAAGAAGGCAGAACCACAGAUUAAAUCAAACAUUGACGGAGCAGAGUUUUGGAAGUCCAACCCCAGCAUUCUAGCUGUGCAGAGGUCUGCGAUGCUCAGGAAACAGCAGCUGCAGCAGCAACAGAGACAAGGCUCCUCCAACAGCGGGUCUGAUGAGGACUCCUCCAGCAGUGAUGAAUCCGAGACGUCAAGUGGAUCUAAAAAGAGAAGAAAUUCAGGCUCGUCUGACUCUGGAUCGGGUUCUGGUUCUGGAAGUGAUUCUGCAUCCGACUCCUCAGCGGAGGAGAACAGUAACGAAACCACAUCAGACUAUGAGCCCAGUCUUCAGGUCAAAAACAGAAAGCCUCCUACUAAGAUGAAUUCUCGGAACGGGAAGAAAAGCAUCCAGAGAAAGAAAGCCUCGAAGGGUUCUUCUUCUGAGGAUGAGAAUAACUUUGCCAAGAUGGCGGCUGCCGGACCACGACGGCAGGCCACAGUCAACAUCAGCUACAAGGAGGACGAGGAGCUGAAGACCGACUCAGACGAUCUGGUGGAGGUUCUGGGUGAAGAUGUCCUGCUGCCUGAAGAAGAUGAGUUUGAAACAAUCGAAAGAGUGAUGGACUGCAGAAAAGGGAGAAAAAAAGCAAUAGGGAGUGCAACCACUGUAUACGCUAUAGAAGCAGACGGGGACCCCAACAGCAACUUUGAUCCUAGUAAAGAGGCUGGAGACAUCCAGUAUUUUAUUAAGUGGAAGAACUGGGCACACAUCCACAACACUUGGGAGACGGAGGAGACACUAAAGUUACAAAACGUCAGGGGCCUGAAGAAACUGGACAAUUUCAAGAAGAAAGAACAAGAGAAAAAGAAAUGGCUACAGACUGCUUCUCCAGAAGAUAUAGAAUAUGUCAGUUGUCAGGAAGAACUGAUAGAUGACCUGCACUCUCAGUACCAGCUAGUGGAGCGGAUCAUAGGACAUUCAAAUCAGAAGUCAGCUGCUGGUUACCCAGACUACCUUUGUAAAUGGCAGGGUUUGCCCUAUUCAGAAUGUAGCUGGGAAGAUGGUGCUCUGAUUGCCAAGAAGUUCCAGAAAUGCAUUGAUGACUACAUGAGCAGAAACCAGUCUAAAACCAUUCCAUCCAGAGAUUUCAAGCUGUUGAAGCAACGACCCAGGUUUGUACCCAUGAAGAAACAACCAUCGUACAUUGGAAGUGAUGGACUGGAGCUCAGAGACUACCAGUUGGAUGGUUUGAACUGGAUGGCCCACUCCUGGAGCAAGGGGAACAGCUGUAUCCUUGCUGAUGAGAUGGGCCUUGGGAAGACCAUCCAGACCAUCUCUUUCCUCAACUACUCGUUUCACGAGCACCAGCUGUAUGGCCCAUUCUUGUUGGUAGUGCCUCUUUCUACACUAACAUCCUGGCAGAGGGAAAUCCUCCUUUGGGCCCCACAAAUGAAUGUUGUGGUCUACUUAGGAGACAUCAGCAGCAGGAAUAUGAUCAGAACACACGAGUGGAUGCACGUUCACAGCAAGAGACUGAAAUUCAACAUCCUUCUUACAACAUAUGAGAUUCUUCUCAAAGAUAAGUCGUUUUUGGGCAGCGUUAACUGGGCCUUCAUUGGGGUGGAUGAGGCUCAUCGACUAAAAAAUGACGACUCCCUCCUCUACAAGACUAUGAUGGACUUCAAGUCCACUCAUAGGCUCCUGAUCACAGGAACACCACUGCAGAACUCCCUAAAAGAGCUCUGGUCUCUGCUGCACUUCAUCAUGCCUGAAAAAUUUCACUCGUGGGAGUUGUUUGAGGAGGAGCACGGUAAAGGCAGAGACUCUGGCUACACCAGUCUCCAUAAAGAACUGGAACCUUUUCUCCUGCGCCGCGUCAAGAAGGAUGUUGAGAAAUCUCUGCCUGCUAAAGUGGAGCAAAUCCUCAGGGUGGAGAUGAGCGCAAUCCAGAAACAGUAUUACAAGUGGAUUCUAACCCGGAACUACAAGGCUCUGAGUAAAGGUACCAAAGGCAGCACGUCUGGCUUCCUGAACAUCAUGAUGGAGCUGAAGAAGUGCUGUAACCACUGUUACCUCAUCAAGCCACCAGAGGACCAUGAGCUGUUCAACAAGGCUGAAGCUUUACAGCAACUGAUCCGCAGCAGUGGCAAGCUAGUCCUUUUGGAUAAGCUGCUUGUGCGUUUGAAGGAGCGAGGUCAUCGAGUUCUCAUCUUCUCCCAGAUGGUACGAAUGCUUGACAUCCUGGCUGAAUACUUGAGAAGCCGGCAGUUCCUUUUCCAGAGACUAGAUGGCUCCAUCAAAGGGGAGAUGCGGAAGCAGGCGUUGGAUCAUUUUAACGCAGAGGGUUCAGAGGAUUUCUGCUUCCUGUUGUCUACACGUGCUGGUGGCCUUGGUAUCAAUCUAGCAUCAGCUGACACGGUGGUGAUCUUUGACUCUGACUGGAACCCUCAAAAUGACCUGCAGGCCCAGGCUAGAGCCCACAGGAUUGGUCAGAAGAGACAGGUAAACAUCUAUCGACUGGUGACAAAGAGCUCAGUGGAGGAGGAUAUCAUCGAGAGGGCCAAAAAGAAAAUGGUUUUAGACCAUCUUGUCAUUCAGAGAAUGGAUACCACAGGAAAAACUGUCCUCCAUACUGGUGCAGCUCCCUCCAGUUCAGCGCCGUUCAGUAAGGAGGAGCUCUCGGCCAUUUUGAAAUUUGGUGCUGAGGAGCUUUUCAAGGAGCCAGAAGGGGAAGAGCAGGAGCCUCAGGAAAUGGACAUCGAUGAAAUCCUGAAGAGAGCAGAGACUCGUGAAAACGACCCGGGGCCGUCCACCGUAGGAGAGGAGCUGCUGUCUCAGUUCAAGGUUGCCAACUUCUCCAUGAUGGACGAUGAGGAUAUAGAUAUCGACUCUGAGCGAAGUCAGCGGAGCUGGGAUGACAUCAUCCCAGAGGAGCAAAGGAGGAGGAUGGAGGAGGAAGAGAGACAAAAAGAGCUAGAAGAAAUUUACUUGUUACCACGCAUGAGGAAUUGUGCAAAACAGAUCAGCUUUAACUCCAACGAGGGUCGGCCCAGCAGAAACAGGAGAUACUCUGGCUCCGAUAGCGACUCUGCCUCAGACCAAAAAAGACCAAAAAAACGAGGACGACCUCGGACCAUUCCACGGGAAAAUAUCAAAGGUUUUACUGAUGCUGAGAUCCGCAGGUUUGUCAAGAGUUACAAAAAAUUUGGAGGACCGCUGGAAAGGUUGGAUGCCAUUGCUCGUGAUGCUGAGCUGGUUGAGAAGUCCGAACACGACCUGAAGCGAUUGGCAGAAACUGUUCAUAACGGGUGUGUGAGAACGCUACGGGAAAACCCCUGUGGACCAGAGAAGUCAUCCGGGGGAAGAAGAGGGAAGGUGAAAGGCCCUACAUUCAGGAUUUCUGGGGUCCAGGUCAAUGCCAAACUCGUCAUCUCUCAUGAAGAAGAAUUGGCUCCACUCCACAGAGCCAUUCCUGCUGAUCCAGAGGAGAGAAAGAAGUAUAUGAUUCCGUGCCACUCAAAGGCUGCACACUUUGACAUCGAGUGGGGGAAGGAGGACGACUCCAGUCUCCUUAUUGGAAUCUAUGAAUAUGGUUACGGCAGCUGGGAGAUGAUCAAGAUGGACCCGGACCUAAAUCUCACACAUAAGCUGCUCCCAGAUGAUCCUGACAAGAAGCCUCAGGCCAAACAGCUACAAGCCAGAGCAGACUACCUCAUCAAACUACUCAGCAAGGACCUGGCCAGAAAGGAAGCACAGAAACAAACGGGAACAGCGAGUUCACGUAAGAGGAAACCCAGAAGUAGGAAGAGCAAAGCUCCGAAAUCAUCAAAGGCAGACGAGGUGACAAAGAGUCCUUCUUCAGACCUCCCAUCAGACAAGAGGUCGGAUGACGAUGACGAGGAUGAUGAUGACGACGACGACGAUGAAAUGGAUGAAGAUAAGGAGACGACCCAGGUAAAGGUCUCCAACAGAUGGACACGAGCAGAGAAGGUGAUUGUGAAGGAGGAGGAAGAGGAGGACAAUGAGGAGGAUGAGCAGGAUGCUUUCUCAUCAGGGGAGAGGGAUGGCAAAGAUAAAGAAACAAGAAAAGAUGUGAAAAAGGAGAAGAGCGACAGCUGUGACAUUAAAGAGAUAAUGGAGUCAAAGGAAAAGAUGGAGAUCAUGUCUCUGGAGCCGAUACAUAAACAGGAGGACGACACCGAGAAGAGUGAUGUCAAGCCUGAGGGGCGAGAACGCGUGAAGAAAGCCUCCGACCCGUUUGUCCAUAAAUCAGCCAACGCAGAAAACCUGCUGGUGUCUGACGAGUCCGAGGAGCUGGACCAGAGGACCUUCAGUGUGUGUAAAGAGAGGAUGCGGCCGGUGAAGGCUGCCCUGAAGCAGCUGGACAGGCCAGAGAAAGGCCUGUCAGAGCGUGAGCAGCUGGAACACACCAGGCAGUGCCUCAUUAACAUCGGAGACCACAUCACAGAGUGCUUGAAGGAAUAUUCAAAUCCUGACCUGAUCAAACAGUGGAGGAAGAAUCUCUGGAUAUUCGUUUCCAAGUUUACAGAGUUUGAUGCAAGAAAACUACACAAGUUAUAUAAACAUGCAAUCAAAAAAAGACAAGAAAAUGCUCAGGCAAUGGAGCAGAACACUAGAAGUCUGAACACUCACAGCUACAAGCAUGCCGAUGUGGAGAGACUGAAGGACAGCUGUCACCAUGAUGACAGCAGCAGGGACAGCUACAGCUCUGACAGGCAUCAGCCUUCAGCUCGACAUCACGAGAGCAGCAACAGUAAAGAGAGACACAGCUCAGAGUCUCACAAGAAGAGCACAGCAGAGGAACCCAGGAAAAGGUCCUACGCCUCCUUCAGCAACGGCAAAGAUCAUCGAGACAGAGACCACUACAGAGGAGACAGUCGGGACAGACAGGACAGCAGAUACUACGACAGUAAGCACAGAAAGCUGGAGGACCUCCGGUUCAGCAGGGACCAUCGGCUGGACAUAAAGGAUCUGUCCCACUCGGACCACCGCUCUUCUUACCGCUACCACUCGAACUGGCAGACAGAGCAGCGUGCGUCGGCGAGUGGGGCCCGCUCUCCCCGAGACCAGCGCUCACCUUGUGACUCUCGCUCGCCAAUGGGGUAUCACUCACCUUACGAAUACUCGUCGGACCACAGGAGUACACCAGAGCAGAUCUGGAGCAGCCGCAAGACAUAACAGCUGCCAGGUCUGCUAGCAGCAGCCAUAGACUUAGCAACACGGUAAAUGCCUUACACUGACUGCACCCUGAAGCACUGUGUAUCAGUUCAGCAUGACUGUUCAUCUGCUCACUUCAGCAACAGCAUCUGAGGACCCCGGAAACAACGAUUAUUUAAAAAAGAAAAAAAAGUUGCUUUUGGGGCAGCAAAUAAAAAGAUCUAAGUUUAUUUUUCUAUUUAAAGAGUUUAAAAUGCAUCGUCAGGCUUCACAAGCUUGCAACAAAACAUUUUUUUUUUUACUUUUGUAAAUUUUUUUCCCGACGCUUGAAAUGGACUCAACGACCCUAAAUGCUGCCUCAUUCUUCCCGACCCAUGACACUGGAGACUGUCCUCAGUGCUCGUCUUUGAUGUAAUGAUCUCCUUAUUUAACUGUAACUCAAUAAGAAAUCAGUUUUCACAGGAAUCCUGAUGGACGGACUCAGGCUCAGCACCUGACGUACCUCAUUUACAGCGUUCGCCAUUUUUCUUUAGCAGGUUUUUGUUUUUCCUCACCAGCGACUUUGUGAAUUAUUUAAUAACAUAUUUUAGGUGUAAAAAAAUCAGAAAAUGUUGUAAAUUGUACUUAAUUUUUUCUUUUGUGUGUGUGUGAGUGUAAUAGUGAAUCAGUGGACUGUUUCCUCAGGCUUUUUUGAAUUUACUAUGACUAUACUUUCCUUCUCAACUCAGGCUUUUGUCGUUCUAUGAGUAAUUUCUUUUUUCCACAAUAAUGCUUUCAGAAUGUAAUUUUUAAGGGAAUGUUUUUUAACAAUUUUUUUUACUAGUACUUAGUUUUGUUGUUUUUGUUCACUGUUUAUCAGUGGCUGGAGUCUGUUGUACAGAGUGGAUGAACACAGCAGGAGCACCUGUUAGAAAUGAACUGGAAUUUUUGCAUUUAUUGUUUUUCGUUAAUUUUUCCAAUUUUCCUUGUAGGCAAUAAUGUUUCUAUGCAGCCAAGUAUAUUGUUUGUAAACCACCCAACUAAAUGAAGUCACUGUUAAAGUUCAAACUUGUAAAUAUUUUCUAUAUUUUCAAAUGAAUUCACACUGAAAGUGCAUGAAUUGUUUUAUAUAGUUGUUUAUGAAACUAUUAAAAUCAGUCAC